Messenger RNA from Phragmites australis (common reed), 1264 nucleotides. RefSeq lists its product as uncharacterized. Bases 99 to 989 code for a protein of 296 amino acids. The transcript is spliced from 5 exons. Gene Ontology annotation, molecular function: small ribosomal subunit rRNA binding; structural constituent of ribosome. Gene Ontology annotation, cellular component: mitochondrial small ribosomal subunit; ribosome. The record is from RefSeq and is a predicted model, not a curated record. Lineage: Eukaryota; Viridiplantae; Streptophyta; Magnoliopsida; Poales; Poaceae. Gene Ontology annotation, biological process: translation.
CAAGGUCCGAAACGCAAAAGGAACGAAACCCCCUAAUCUCCCGCUCCUCCCACUGGUCUCGGGGUUGCGGCGGCGCCGACGAGCCAUCACCGAGCGCGAUGGCGAGCUCGGCGCUGAGGCGGUCUCUCCCACGGCGCGUUACCUCGCUCCGCCGCGCCGUACCUUCCCACCCGCCGAGUGCCGCGGCAGCCGGCGCCGGCACCUUCCAUCGCUCCUUCCAGUCUGGGGAUGGAGAGACCAUGGACGAAUUCGAACAGCGCCUGUUUGGGAACAAGGGCCUGGACGAGGGGUCGCUCUACGCGAAGCUCGAUAGGGUUGGGAAUGCCGGUCGAAGAUAUGGCAUGGGCUCUGGGAUGGGUGGGUUCGGCAACAGGAGCAGCUCCGGGUCCAUGGGCGGUUUCGGUGGGUUCAGCGACAGGAGCAGCUCCGGGUCCAUGGGCGGUUUUGAUUCUUUGAACGAUGGCAUGAGUGAGAUGUUGGGUAAUGCGGCCCACAACUUCCAAGUUAGUGAUGAGGAGGACGAUUGGGACGAGGAGGAGUUUGAAUUCAGGCCGGACGUGCAGUUUAGGCGAGGUUCAACUUAUAACGUUCGGGACCUUGACCUUACAAGACCUGCAGCCGCAAAGAACCCUCCUAGACCACAGUUUGAAACAACUACAAAGGAGGUUUUGAGGAAGGCCGAUUUUAGGAAUGUUAGAUUCCUUUCCAACUUUCUUACAGAAGCCGGGAUUAUCAUCAAGAGAAGCCAGACUCGUAUAAGUGCAAAAGCUCAGCGUAAGGUUGCAAGAGAGAUAAAAACCGCCCGUGCAUUUGGGCUAAUGCCUUUCACAACGAUGGGUAGAAGACCAUUCAUCUUUGGUAGAAGUGCAGAGGAGCAUCUUUCGGAGAAUGAAUAUGAAUAUGACUUUGUGGAGCAGAAGGAUGGUGAGCCUGAAGAGGAUAAUGGGAAUGCUGAGCCAGCUGUUGAAGCUGCGUCAACAUUCCCAUAGAAGUAUCCUUUUUUUUUUUCAAGCGCUCCGUUUUUCUGUUACUCUCAUUCGGCCCAGCACCACAUGCCUUCCUGAUGCCCCAUUUUUGCUUUUUCAGAGCAGAGCUCAGCUUUGAAUAAACUGUAAUACACGUGUUAUGUACACUUACAUCUUGGCUCGAUUGUUAUGCCAUGAUUGGGAAAUAUCUCUGGUUUAGGAUGCUCCAGGUUGGAGAUCAUAUGCCAUAUGAAAUGGACCAUGUCAUCAGCACUUUCCUAUCAGUUACUUGUGUUCAA